AGCACGCCACAGUGCUCGGAGCAGGCGACGGGACAGGACAGGACAGAGCGGUGCUGUGAGGAGCCCCCGCACAGCGCGCUCCUUCGUGUCUGACCCGGAGCUUUUCCGAGGCGUUAUUCCUGCAGGUGACCUCGUGGCAGGACUGCGGGACUUGGCAGCCCGUGGCCUUCCCGAGGCUUUUCUUUUGCAGGUGCCCGCAAGGCCAGACUGAGGAAAUUGGUGACCACAAGCCUUACGAGGAGUCUCCUGUCAUUGUGGCAGGAGCCCUCAAGACCAGAGUGCAGGACUUGCUGUCCUGCAGCCGUCCUGAGGUUUCUCUGCCUCAGAUGCCUUCAAGGCACAACGACGCGACUUGUUGACUCAGAACUUCACCCUGCCAUCUUCCUUCAAGGUGGCCUCAAGGCCAGACUCUGGCAUGGCAGCCAGAUUUCUCAGUGUGUUUAAAGUGAUCAGGGGGAAAAAAAAGAAAGACCCUGGAGCUGACCCAGCACAAGAGCAUGAAGAAGCGGAGCAGUUCCAGACACUGCAGGAUGAUGCAGCCCUGGACCGGACACAAGAGCAGGAACCCGCCCGUGGCCGCUUCCGCAAAAGCCUGAAGAUGUUCCGGCAGUUCCUGCGCAUUCAGCGUAGAAAGACUGGCAGCACAGCAGCUGCGGGCGCAGCCGAGCCUGACUCGGGGCUGACUGAGCUCCAGGCAGAGCCUGAUGGCAGCCCAGGUUCAGCUGAGUGCUCAGAAGACUCUGAGACCUCAGAAACUGAAACCUGGGCAAAGGCUCUUCUCACGCCAAUGACUGAGGACGUGGCCAUCACAAACCACGACAAGGAAGAGACUCAGGGCAUCACAACUACUGACACCAGCCCAGAUUCACUGGAGCACUCAGAAGACUCUGAGGUUGCAAUGAAUGAUCACAGGGCAAAGGCUGACAUGGCACUGACUGAGGAUGUGGCCAUCAGAAACACCAAAACCAGAGAGACUAAGGGCAUCACAACUACUGACACCAACCCAGAUUCAAUGGAGCACUUAGAAGACUCUGAGGCUGCAAUGAACGAUCACAGGGCAAAGGCUGACAUGGCACUGACUGAGGAUGUGGCCAUCACAAACGCCAACACCGCAGAGACUCAGGGCCUUGCAAAUACUGACACCACGCCCACUCCCACUCUGAGUCAGGAACUCAUAUUCGACUGUUUCAAGGAGCCUUGUGUUUCUUCUCACCAGCAGCAGCAGGUGCCAGCCAAGGUGGAGAACAUCCACCAGAGUCUCAUGUCCCACGUCUCUGUGGAUGCCAGGCUGCAAACGGACAUUGUGAGGCUGGCAGAAGAACACCCUGCUGACGUGGUGCUGACCCUCCUGCGCUGUGCCCCAACAUGUGACAGAGCUGCUGCAAUGAUGUGGAGAGCCAUAGGCUCAUCGGGACCAGCACUGGAGAAUGCGCUGCCAACACUGCUCUGUGUGAUGGAGGACUGGCCUCUGCACAGAAUGUGCACCUCCGAUGGGGACAACAAGGACCUUUUUGCCCUGGCUGCAACUCUGGUGAUCUGGCUGAUUGUCCAAGUGCCUGAGUGCCACAAGGCGAUCAUCCUUUAUUCCUCCCGCCUGUUUGUGGCUCUGCUCUUCCAUGUUGUCAUCACCACACAGCAGAUGCCACCAGAGGAAGUUGAUAAUUUCUGGAGUGCAUGCCAGGAGAAACACCGCCUUCCCAGCAAGCCCAACAGGUUUGCAGUGCAGGCCAUGAAGGCUCUGCUCUGCCGACUGCAGUGUGACCAUGUGGUGGUGGCUAUGGAGCGCAAGCGUGGCUGGGACACGCUGCUUUGUGCUCACACCCAGCACUAUGCCGUGGGUCUGCUGGCCAGGGAGAUGCUCCGUGGUUUGAUCCCUUUGUGUUCUCGCAUCGCACUCCACUUGCUCCGGCAGCUCAGCAGGGAGGAGCCGUGCUGGGAUCUGCCUGCCCUGGCAUUCCUUGUGGAGGUCCUCGAGUGCCUGGACACGACUAAAUGUGGUGACAGCAUGCUGGAGAUUAUGUCAAGGCACCUGCAGAGCGAGUGCAGGGAGCGGCGUCGCCUGGCACUCAGAGGCCUCGUGGUGCUCAGCAAGGAUCCCUCGAUGGCCAGAAGAAUGUGCAGCGUGUCUCAAAGCCUUCUGGAGCUGUUGGGGGAUGAAGAUAGAGAGGUGGUCAGCAUGAGCCUCCAUGUGUUCACCAAUGUGCUCCAGCACAAAGACAUCCUGGUAUCCAGCACCACCGCCCCAAAGCUGGCUGAGGCACUCCUGCUGCUCUUUGAGCAUGACAACAGCCAUGUGCAGUUGCUCUCCAUUCAACUCAUGCACAAGAUGAUGGACUUGGUAGUGGAUGAGGGAAAAAAGCCCAUGAAGAAGAUUCUGAGUCAGGGCUUGCUCCCACUUUUCUUGUAUUGCCAUGUUGAGAACUGGCAAGUGGCAAAGGCCUCUCGGGAAACGCUACUUCGUGUGUCCAAGUUUUUGAAGAGGUGGGAUCUUGAACAGCUGGUGGAGAAGGAGCAGCUGUCAAAGUUUGCCGAGGUCCUGCUGGCAGAGGACAGGAGCCGAGCGGCUGAGCACCUGCGCCGGGCCCGGCCCUACCUGCAGAGCCCACAGGAGCCCCUGCAAGAGGCGGCCAUCAGGUUCAUGGUGACCGCCGGGCGGUACUUGAGGAAGCAGCAGGAAGAGACCCAGUUUAUCUACAAGGCCCUUCAAGCCCUGUGGAGAGAUGACAGUCCUUCCCAGACAAACAUAGUAGUUCAAGAUACAUUCAGUGAAAGAGCUGCAGAAGUGGCUCAGAAGAACCAGUGUCUGCAUCAGGCCUCCAAAUGCCAUGGAAGAUGAGACUACCUUGAGACCAGAAGAGACCAGCUGGAGCUCCAGGCACAGCUGAUGAUUGGCACAGCUGACCCUGUGGGAAACCUGCAGGGCUUCAGCCCUCUCCCUGCUUAUAGAUAGCUCCUUCCCUCCAGCCCUCAGACACUGCCCAUCCCCUUUUUUCCCCUCCACUCUCCCUCCCUGAUGACAGCUCUUUCCCUCUAGCCCUCAGAUCCUGCCGAUCCCAUUUUUCCCUCCUACCCCAUCCCUUUGGUUUGUCUUCUAUUAAUAAAUUGUUUGGCUUUUUCA
This is a messenger RNA of Vidua chalybeata, 3118 nucleotides long. Its product is annotated as maestro heat-like repeat-containing protein family member 6. Lineage: Eukaryota; Metazoa; Chordata; Aves; Passeriformes; Viduidae. The record is from RefSeq and is a predicted model, not a curated record. Gene Ontology annotation, cellular component: cytoplasm. The coding region runs from base 416 to 2836 and encodes 806 amino acids. The transcript is spliced from 15 exons.